GCUGCUGUAGAUGCAGAACUAUCCAAAGCCAUAAUGGCUCGAUGUUUCCACCCCUCUCUGAUCGCCGCGGAGGCCUGGGAGGGAUACAUGUUUAAUGAUCAGCAGAUCAGGAUCAAAGAGUCCACAGACCUUUACGGUGCUGUGCUCUGGCCCUCGGCGAUGGUGCUGUGUCAUUUCUUAGAGACCAACCGAGACAAUUACAACCUAACAGACAAGAACGUGAUUGAACUGGGAGCUGGAACUGGGCUGGUCACCAUCGUAGCCAGCCUGUUAGGUGCUAAGGUUACCUCCACUGACCUUCCUGAUGUGUUGGGGAACCUCCAGUACAAUGUUUUGCGCAACACCAAGGGUAGAUGCAAAUACAUCCCACUGGUCACUGAGCUGAUCUGGGGUCAGGAGGUGGAGCAGCGUUUACCUCAUGCCACACACUCUUUCGACUACAUCCUGGCAGCUGACGUGGUGUAUGCUCAUCCGUUCCUGGAUGAGCUGAUGGACACCUUUGACCACCUGUGUCAGGAUAACACACAGAUCCUGUGGGCCAUGCGCUUUCGCCUGGACCCAGAGAACAGUUUUGUGGAUCGCUUUCAGCAACGCUUCCACCUGGAGAUGCUGUACGACCUUCCGAGUCUGAGUAUCAAACUGUACCGAGCCUGGAGGAAGCUGAGGACAAAGGACCAAAGAGAGGCUGCAGGCUGAACUGUUUCACUUGCUUGUGUGUGUGUGUGUGUGUGUGUGUGUGUGUGUGUAUGUGUGUUGUUUGUUUGUUU
This is a messenger RNA of Labrus bergylta (ballan wrasse), 767 nucleotides long. RefSeq names its product methyltransferase like 21e (gene mettl21e). Gene Ontology annotation, cellular component: cytosol; cytoplasm. Gene Ontology annotation, molecular function: protein-lysine N-methyltransferase activity. Gene Ontology annotation, biological process: peptidyl-lysine methylation. The record is from RefSeq and is a predicted model, not a curated record. NCBI's taxonomy places the organism in Eukaryota, Metazoa, Chordata, Actinopteri, Labriformes, Labridae.